Mauremys reevesii (Reeves's turtle) is the source of this 1298-nucleotide messenger RNA. Its product is annotated as zinc finger protein 239-like. Gene Ontology annotation, molecular function: DNA-binding transcription repressor activity, RNA polymerase II-specific. The transcript is spliced from 3 exons. The record is from RefSeq and is a predicted model, not a curated record. Gene Ontology annotation, biological process: negative regulation of transcription by RNA polymerase II. NCBI's taxonomy places the organism in Eukaryota, Metazoa, Chordata, Testudines, Geoemydidae. The coding region runs from base 144 to 1298 and encodes 384 amino acids.
UUACUAAGCAUCUGAGGAUCCACACAGGAGAGCAACCCUAUGAAUGCUGUGAGUGCGGGAAAAGCUUCACUCAGAGAUCAAUCCUUAUCUCUCAUCAGAGCAUCCAAACAGGAGAGCGACCCUGUGAAUACACAGGUGAUGCAAUGGAUUGUGAGAAAGAGGAGCAGAAUUCUCAGCAGGAAAAUGUUGAGCAAGUGGAUAAAUACAGAGUACUAUCGCAAAGACCAAAAAGCAGUGUAACCAGGAGUCAUGAUCAGGGACAAUCCUGUGAGAUUCAGCACAAAUCAGAAAGAGAGCAUGGAAAUCAUCCAGGGGAGAAAGUGGGUAACUUAAGUUCAUGUGAAGGAACUCGGAAGGACCUCAAGGAAACCACAACCCAGCAGGAAAUCCUCAUGGGUAAGAGAAAAAAUACAUGCACUGAGUGUGGGAAAAACUUAUGUGACUACUCAGCCCAUAUAAAGCAUCUGAGAAUCCACAUGAGGAAGAGGCCCUAUGAAUGCAGUGAAUGUGGAAAAUGCUUCACUAAGAGCUCAUCCCUUUCUGACCAUCAGAGAAUCCACACAGGGGAGAGGCCCUAUGGAUGCCAUGAGUGUGGGAAAAACUUCACUCACAGAUCAGGCCUUUAUCAACAUCAGAAAAUCCACACCGGUGUGAGACCCUAUGAAUGCAGUGAGUGUGGGAAAAGCUUCACUUACACUUCAGGCCUUUUUCAACAUCAGAGAAUCCAUACAGGGGAGAGGCCCUAUAAAUGCCGUGAGUGUGGGGAAAGCUUCACUACCAGUUCAGUCCUUUCUGAACAUCAGAAAAUCCACACCGGUGUGAGACCCUAUGAAUGCAGUGAGUGUGGGAAAACCUUCAAUCGCAGCUCGACACUUAUUAGGCAUCAUAGAAUCCACACUGGGGAGAGGCCAUAUGAAUGCAGUGAGUGUGGGAAAAACUUCUCUCAUAGCUCAGCCUUUUCUGAACAUCAGAAUAUCCACACCGGUGUGAGACCCUAUGAAUGCAGUGAGUGUGGGAAAAGAUUCAAUCGCAGCUCGCACCUUAUUACGCAUCAGACAAUCCACACAGGAGAGAGACCCUAUAAAUGCAGUGAGUGUGGGAAAAGCUUCAUUAGCCGUUCAGCCCUUUCUGAACAUCAGAGAAUUCACACGGGGGAAAGGCCCUAUGAAUGCCGUGAGUGUGGAAAAACCUUCACUUGGCACUCAACUCAUGGGGCUCCGGACCCCUGGCUGAGAACCACGGCCUUGGAGCUCUGGUUAGAAGAAGGGAGCAAAGCUGCUGCGUUUCCUGAUGGCUGA